Rhizophagus irregularis DAOM 181602=DAOM 197198 is the source of this 1494-nucleotide messenger RNA. RefSeq lists its product as uncharacterized. The record is from RefSeq and is a predicted model, not a curated record. Lineage: Eukaryota; Fungi; Glomeromycota; Glomeromycetes; Glomerales; Glomeraceae. Gene Ontology annotation, molecular function: oxidoreductase activity, acting on paired donors, with incorporation or reduction of molecular oxygen; heme binding; iron ion binding.
AUGUAUCAAACGAUCAUUCUAGGAUCUAUUCUAUUAGUAUCGCUUUAUAUUUUAAAGCGUGUAAAGCGUGUUCGCGAGCCAAAAUUAAAUAUGCCCCCUCUUGUUCGUUAUAAAAUUCCAAUUAUUGGUCAUACUUAUAGUUAUUUGUUUAAUUGCGAAGAAUUCCUUAAACAAUGUAAAAAGGAGUAUGGUGGUAUCUAUAGUCUAUAUAUAUGGGGUCGAGUGAUAACAAUUGUUGGAAAGGAAUAUACGCAAGAAGUAUUAUCAAAAGAUGAUGCGUUUAGUUUUACAGAGGCGUUUCACAAAAAAUUCCCGAGUGACUUAUUACUUAAAGGUUUGAGUGAUACAAGCAUUACAAAAUUGCUUAAAGAACAUGUUUUUUGUAAAUUAAAUUUUUAUUCUGAACGUAUGCAAAAAAGUCUUUAUUCAGCCACUCAAAAAUAUAUCGAUAUUGGUGAUUAUGAUGAAUCAAAGGUUUUUAAUAAUAUGCAUCAUUUAAUAACUAGAAUUAUUUCUAAUACCAUUGCAAAUAUUUUUAUUGGUGAAGAGGAAUCACAAUAUGAGGAAAUAAUAACAACAUUUGCAGAAUUUACAAGUGAUUCAGUAAUAUUUUUAAUGAUCCCACCAAUCCUUGAUUUUAUUUAUCCAGGACUCCAAAAUUAUAUCAAUCGUAUUAUCAUAAAAUCAGGAUUAUAUAAUCCAACAAUUAAACAUCAAGCUAUACUAAUUAAGCAUAUUAAAAAUCAAGCUUGUAAACGUUUACAAGAGAAAGAAAAGUAUGGAGAUUCUUGGAAGCGUCCUGAUGAUUUCCUUCAGGAUAUUAUGGAACAAGAUGGCUUUGAUUCUAAUAAUGUUAAUUAUUCAUCAUUAGCAGAUAAAAUGGGUGCAUUAAUUUUUGUAUCAGUUCGUACAACAUCGAGAAACUGUACGAAUGCUUUGAUAGAUUUAGCAUCUCGACCUGAAUAUAUGCAAGAAUUAUAUGAAGAACAAUUAGAAGUUCAUAAAGAAGCGGAUAAAAAUGGCAUACUUCCUUUUGAAGCUCUUAAUGAAAUGAAGAAAUUAGAUAGUUUUAUUAGGGAAUCAUUAAGAUUAACAGGAUUUAUAGCGGGACUUCAACACAGUGUAUUAAAAGAUUAUACAUUCUCUAAUGGAUUACAAGUACCAAAUGGUCAUUCAGUUGAAAUAUAUUUUGAUGAUAUUCAUCAAGAUGAAUUGUUACAAGGUCCAAAUCCGAAAUCAUUUGAACCAUUUAGACAUGUAGAUGCAAAUGUUCCUGCGUCAAAAAUUGGUAAAAAUUUUAUAUUAUUUGGAGGUGGUAAACACGCAUGCCCUGGAAGACAUUUUGCUAUAAACGAAAUCAAAUUUUUUAUGCAUAACGCUAUUUUGAAAUAUAAUUUCCGUACAGAAAGUGGUAAAAUCGAAGAAAAAAAGAGGAUCGGUCCAUUGACAAUUCCAAGUUCUUGUGGAAUUAUUUUUGAAAAGAGGGUUAAGUGA